Histoplasma mississippiense is the source of this 1884-nucleotide messenger RNA. RefSeq lists its product as hypothetical. The coding region runs from base 1 to 1884 and encodes 627 amino acids. Gene Ontology annotation, molecular function: phosphatidylinositol-4,5-bisphosphate binding. Gene Ontology annotation, biological process: exocytosis. The record is from RefSeq and is a predicted model, not a curated record. Gene Ontology annotation, cellular component: exocyst. The transcript has 3 exons. Lineage: Eukaryota; Fungi; Ascomycota; Eurotiomycetes; Onygenales; Ajellomycetaceae.
AUGGUCGGGAUGCGGAACACAGCCCAUGCGGAAGAGAGUGCAGAGGUGGAGGUGCUUUACGCAAAUCUUGAAAAGCUUAACAACCUAACCAAGAAGAUCCAAGGUUCCAUGGCUCGUCUAGAAACAAGUGGAAAGGUAGUGAAAGAUGCCAUUGGGCCAAUUUAUAGCAACACACAAUCGCUGCAAGUCACAAAUGCCAACGUAGAUAAAGUCAACGAGGCGAUUGAUCGGCUUCGACAGCCUUUAGAUGUCAAGGGAAAGGAGGAGGCUAUAAUCCGGGCUGGGCCCAGAAGUGCCGGAUUGGUCCAGUAUUUGAGUGCUCUGAAACGACUGGAUCGCGCACUGUCAGAUCUAAAUGCUACAAACCUUCGUUCGAAUCAGAAAGCUGUGUCUGAAUUUACCAUUUUGCUUAGCACAGGAAGCAGCAAACUUCAGGAGAUGUUCAAAGGAACUCUACGAGAUAAUAUCAAAACCAUAGAACCACUGCACUAUAUCACAAAACAGCUGCCGUUCCCAACGAUCCCGGGUGAGACAGUUUUGGAGCUCUCACCUGUCUGCGCUGCGAUCAGCUCAGCCACAAGUCAUGGUCCACAAAUUGGGCAAGCAGAAAAUCCGGCUAUCAGAAUAUACGCCGAUAUUCGCUCCCCUUAUAUCACCAACAGCUUGCAAAACCUCGCCACCGCAUCUAUCAAUACAGCCAAGCGAAAGCCAAGCGACGGUCCAUAUAAACAAGGGACCAAUGGUAUAGGAAUGUAUGCUAGUGGUAUCGAGGGCAUGCUCCUGGCAGAACAUGAAAAUAUUUCCCAGAUAUUUCCUGCGGAGGAGCAAGCGAAGGCGCUCCAAGCGACCUGUCGACCAGCGAUAGCGGAAUUCUCAAAAACUCAACGGGAGCUUAAUAUGUAUAUCAAGGCUAACUUGAUGACGGACUGCUUUCUUGCCUUUGAGAUAAUCGAGAUAGUCACCGGAUUAUCAUAUCGACUUGAUGCAGCUACGAGGCAGUUGAAAACCCUAUUCUUCGAAGCCUUGAGGCCGAUCCGCGAGACCGCCAAGUUAGCGUUGUCUGAACUACUGGAGGAAACACGACGCAAAGCUGCAGCUGUCACAGUUUUGCCCCCCGAUGGUGCCGCCGUCCCUCUCGUAUCUGAUGUCAUGAAUUCGUUAUCAGCCCUAACGGCAUACUCAAAGCCACUUGCCUCCAUCCUAACAUCGCUUGGGGAUGGAAAUUGGAAAGCGUCGAGCAAAUCCAACACCGCCCCGCUAGACGUCAGCCCCGAUAGCUCCGCAAUCCUCUCCCAUUUUAUCCUAGACGUGAUCGAAGCCUUACUAUCCGCCCUAGAAGCUCGUGCAAGGAUAUCCCACCGCGCCAAACCAGUCCUCGGCGCUUUUCUUGCAAACGUGAUGUGCAUAGUCGACCGCUCAAUCCGCAACAGCAGCGAACUAUCCCGCUACCUGUCCACCCCGGAAAACACCAGCCGCCUAGAUAUAUGGCGCAAAAAGGGCGUCUCUACUUACCUUGAUGCCUGGCGUGAUCCGUCCUCCCACCUCCUCGACGUCCAGUAUACCAGCAGGGCUGGUGCGCGUCCCACCUCCGGCGGCCAGGUAGACUCCGGUGCCAUUGUCAGAACCCUCUCAUCCAAGGACAAAGAUAACAUCAAGGAUAAAUUCAAAGCUUUCAAUUCGUCGUUCGACGAGUUGAUUAUUCGUCAUAGAUCAUUGACAAUGGAGAAAGAAGUGCGUAACAUGUUGGCAAGGGAGGUACAGGCUGUUAUUGAGCCUUUGUACGCGCGUUUUUGGGAUCGGUAUCAUGAAAUCGAUAAGGGUAAGGGCAAGUAUGUCAAGUACGAUAAAGCAACCUUGUCAGCACAGCUUGCGGCAUUGGCAUAA